AUGGAUGUCAGCGUAAUGCGGACCUUCAAAAAGAAGAUCGAAGACCUCUACGUGCAUUAUCAUACCGACCAUCCUUUCCCAGCUGACACAGCAGAACGCCGUGUGAUGCUAUCUAUCUUGGUAGCGAAAGCAUGGGACAUGGUCAAGGCAAAAAGUAUUGUAAAAGGUUUUCGAAAGGCAAAACUGCUUCCUAUAGGUCCUACAGAUGUGUCCGAUGUCUUUGCAAUGUACCUCCACUCACUGCCAGAAGCUGCUGUUGUCGAUGAUGCUUCGGACAUCGAAGACGAAAGCUUUGAUGACUGA
Molecule: messenger RNA, 303 nt
Organism: Phytophthora nicotianae INRA-310
Lineage: Eukaryota; Oomycota; Peronosporomycetes; Peronosporales; Peronosporaceae
Exons: 2
Coding region: 1-303 (100 amino acids)
Source: RefSeq, a predicted model, not a curated record